Perognathus longimembris pacificus (Pacific pocket mouse) is the source of this 7964-nucleotide messenger RNA. It is a transcript of the gene Znf407, whose product is annotated as zinc finger protein 407. The record is from RefSeq and is a predicted model, not a curated record. Gene Ontology annotation, cellular component: nucleus. Gene Ontology annotation, biological process: regulation of gene expression. NCBI's taxonomy places the organism in Eukaryota, Metazoa, Chordata, Mammalia, Rodentia, Heteromyidae. Gene Ontology annotation, molecular function: nucleic acid binding; zinc ion binding.
GGCCGGAAGGGCCGGCAGGCGUCGCCCGGCGAGGGGCUCCUCCGACUUCCCGUCCGCCUCCUCGCGGGGGAGGGCGGGACUUCCGGCUGCGCCUCGGGGACUUCCGGCAAGGGCCGCUGGGUUAACCCCGGGCCGACGCGCGGGGCCGCCGACCACUCGGGGCCGGAGGAGGACGCCCGGCCGGAGUCUCACGGUGGACGGGACGAGACCUCGCGUCCGGGGCGUGGCGGCCCGGGGCGUCGGCCGCCGGGGUAGCCCUGGGGACGCCGGAAGUCGAUGCGCGGAGGGACAGGAAGUCCCGCCCCCUCCUCCCACAGGGAAGACGGUGAGCCGGAGGAGUCAGUCGGAGGGGCCCAGGGAGCGAGCCCGUCGGCGAGCAGGUAUGAGAGCCAAUUAAGCCACUUUUGACACAAGAAAGGUCACCAGAGCUUUAUCAAUGAUGGAUUCUGAGAUUAAACCUGAGAACGAGGAGGAUGCAAAUAGAAGCAAGGAGGCAGAAGAGCUGAGAAAUCUUUUGUCCUGUGGAGGCAGUUGUGGACCUGUAUCUGACGCGACAGCCAUUUCCUCUGAGAAUAUCACAAGCAAAAGAGGCUUUUCCGACCCAUCUGACUUGGACGGUGUCAACGUGCAGGAAGGCAGAAAUGAACAUGCUUCCAAACGAAUGAGGGUAGAGGAGACAGAACACUUGGAAUCUGGAGGGCAGGGCUCUGGUGGAUUCAGCACUCCUACGAGCUCAGCCACAGAAGCAGACAUCCCGUCAGAUGGGGUGGGAAAGGCGCCCUUCCUGAAGGACUGGCCAGAGGGAGCCUCAGCCCUUCCACCUGCCUCUCCCUCCUCUUCUGAUGUUCACACCAUCAGUGCCCCGUCUCUGAAAACAGACAUGGAAGGAGGGUCUGCUCAGGAAAUCGUUUUCCUUGACCCAAAAAGAGAGUCCCCUUUCUCCCCGAAGGACACAAGUGUCAGUUGCACCGUUAGAAAUGUAGACACAGUUCUCAAGUGCAGUGAAUGUGGCCAUUUGUUUCCAUCUUGCUCUGAUUUGGAGAAGCAUGCUGAAUGCCACGUACAGCAGGCCAAGGGGCACACCUGCUGCCACUGUGGCCACAAAGCAGCACGUGGCCCCACGCGCCAGGCACACGCGAGGAGCCUGCCUGUGGCCCAGGACGUCUUCUCUUGUGAUCUGUGCGGCUUUCAGUGUGGGGGAGAAAACUUGUUGAAUGCACACUAUCUGAGCAAAACACAUCUUCGGCGUCAGAAUCUUGCUGCUCGUGGAGGCUUUGUACAGAUCUUAACAAAACCUUUUCCUAAGAGAACUUGUACCAUGGUAACAAAGAAUGCUCGAACAAGACCAAGGGCUUCUAAACCAGUAGCAAAGAAUGUGGAUUCAAAAGGAUUACAAAAUAGUGGGAGCAAAUUUACAGAUUGUGGAGAGAACAUUUCUCAACACAGUAGUAACACUGAGCUCCUUGUUGAAAUGGAGCCAUCCAGAAAUACAUCAUCAGAAAAAGCAGAGAUUGUUGAAAGUGUUAUAUCCCUCAGUUUAGUUCAAAAUCCUGAGAAUGAGAGUAAACAGCUAGGAGGCUUAGUAACUCCAGAGGGUCCCAUGCGCAGAUCAGAAUCUACCCAGAAUACCCUGCGGACAGCACAUAGCGUCAGUACCACCUCAAGGCCAAGACCUGAGCGAAGUAUUCUAAUGUUGGGUAAUGGAUUUCGCCGAAGAAGUGGCACUUUUGCCUUGAAGGGCCAGGCAAAGAAAAGAUUUAAUCUUUUAGGAAUUAAUAAAAGAGGCACAAAUGAAACACAGAGAGUGUACAUGAAACAUUUUAGAACACAGAUCAAAACAAGUGACGCAGAGCCAGUGCCGAAGCACGUGGAAAUGAGUAACAGUGUCCAGAGUCUGUGUGUGACUACCUCAGACCCCCCGGAAACAACACCGGACAAGGCACGUCCCUGUCUGCUGGGUUCCACGCCUCCAGGCUCCCCAACAGAGAAACCAGCUUCUGACCAGCAGAAGUUGUGCACUUGUACUGUUUGUGGCCAGAUAGCUACGAAUGUGAGAGAUUUGGAAAUCCACGUGAAAAGGUGCCAGGCAGGAGAGGUGAAAUACUGUCACCAAGCUUGUGACUUACCCAGGACGCCACGGGGGGGCCCCGAGGAGCCUUUGCACAACAUGCCGCACCAGCCAGCUGCUUCCGUCCUCGCUUGUCAGUGUUGUUCCUUUGCUUCCUCGAGUGAGAUCAGUCUUAGAGACCACAUGAAGGAAAAGCACGGUAUGGACUUUCUUUGCACUGCUUGUGAUCUGUUCCUGUCUGAGAAAGAUGUGGAAGAACACAAGGCAAGUGAGAAGCAUGUCAGCUUAUUGGUUCAAGUGAAGACUUCUCCAUCGUUGACCAGUGAUUGUGUUUUACAGACCUUACCUUUACGUCCUUUAGAAUCAGAAAACAUAAAAGAAUGUAUGAAUGAAUCAAGGAAAACAGCUCAGGAAGAGCCUGUGAAAUCCAGGGCAAGCCCUGGAAGUGAACUCAGGCAUUCAAGUAAGCCCCAGUUUCAAUGUAAGAAGUGUUUUUAUAAAACGAGAUCUUCCACUGUUCUGACAAGACAUAUAAAGCUCCGACACGGCCAAGACUAUCACUUCCUUUGUAAAGCGUGCAAUCUUUAUUCAUUGAGCAAAGAAGGAAUGGAGAAGCAUAUUAAAAGAAGCAAGCAUCUUGAAAAUGCUAAGAAAAAUAAUAUUGGCUUAAGUUUUGAAGAGUGUAUCGAAAGGGUAUGUAUAGGUGCAAAUGACAAAAAAGAAGAUUUUAACAUUUCUGGAAAUGGAAAGACUGAAGGGCACACAGGUGUUCAGUUACAGGAGCAAUCCUGUCUUGAGAAGAGUGUGCUAACGCCUCAGGAGCCAUCUCCGCCCAGUGUCUUCACCAAAGAUGAUGCAUUGGCUUUGCCCACUACUCCAAAGAGAGGGCGACCCAAAGGCAGCAUGUCACGAACAUGUUCACACUGUGGGCUUUUGGCCUCUAGUAUUACCAAUUUGACUGUUCACAUUAGACGCAAACACAGUCACCAAUACAGUUAUUUAUGUAAAGUUUGUAAGUAUUAUACUGUAACUAAGGGAGACAUGGAGCGUCACUGUGCUACCAAGAAACAUAAAGGACGGGUCGAAAUAGAAGCAAAUGGGAAACAGAGUUCAGAUAUAAUUGUUGUCCCUGAAGGUGGUAAUAUUGAGGCCUGUAUAAAGAACACUCACUCAGCUGUGACUAUGUCUGAUGGACAAGCUAAUAAAUCACCGGAGUCAGAUACCUCCAUUUUAGAGAAGACAGUGGUAGGUCAUGUAAAUGCAGCUGAAAUAGAAGUUGAAAACGUCCUUCAGGCUCUAGAUGGAGAAGUUGGAAGUGUCGUCACCGGUCAAAAGGAACAGGCAUCUCUAGAGCCAGAGACCCUUCUUCCGCAGGGGGAUACACGUGCCCCGAGAGAUGCUGUAGGUACAAGUGAUGGUAAGUGUCUACACUGUGAGUUCAUUGCACACUCGCCUGCGUCUCUAGAGCUGCAUGUAAAACGGAAGCAUACAAAAGAGUUUGAGUUCUAUUGCAUGGCCUGUGAUUACUACGCUGUGACUCGGCGAGAGAUGACAAGGCAUGCAGCCACAGAGAAACACAGAAUGAAAAGGCAGUCCUACCUCAGCUCCUCCAGGGGAGAGGAAGGGUCUGCAGAAAUGGCCAAGGACACUACUGUACCGGAAGACGAGUGUCCACCAAGUCCCAAGGAGCCUCAAAUAACCCCUGACCCACCAUCCCAUGCGCUCAAACCCAGAAAUGCGUCAGGUUGCUCUCUUCUGGAUGAGAAUACUAAUUUAGAUAUGUCUAAAGUUCUGUGUGCUUCUGAUGCCGUAGAACUUGAGGAAGAAGCUAAUUUCAGUGAAGCCCAUUCCCUGAGUGAGACUUUCCAGCAGCCCUCUGCCAAGGAUCAAGUUAUAAAACCUGAGGAACUGGUGUCUGUUAAUAUUUCCUCUAGUUAUGGCUCCCCAAGCAGACUUCAAGAUGAAAAUUCAGGGAGUUCUGCUCUAAACUGUGAGACAGCAAAGAUAAGCCAUGGUGUUUUGGAUAGCAUUGAAAAGCCACACCCACACUGCGAGAGCAGCGGAGGUGAUGCAGGAGAUGGUGGAGGCAAACCGGACAAACACCUGUGUUCUGGAGUCCUGGAGGGAAAGCCUCCAUCUGAACGUGCUUCCCCUGUGAUGAUGGGGAUAAACAGAGAGCAGGCAAACCUGGAUAGUGGUGAUCAGAACAAAGUUGAGUGUGCACAGAAUCCAGAGGAUUUGAAAGAUCUCCAAGAGAAUCCCAUGCUGCCAAAUAAGGAAAUGCUGGUGAAUUCACAACAUGAAACUGAAAUUAUUUUGGAAGAAGAUGCCCCAGCAUCUGAAAGCACAGUUGUGAGUAGUGAUGUUUAUGAAACUAUAAUCAGUAUUGAUGAUAAAGGCCAGGCCAUGUACAGUUUUGGCCGAUUUGACUCCUCCAUAAUUAGAAUAAAGAACCCUGAAGAUCCUGAACUGACAGACCAAUCAGAAGAGUGUCAGAUGGCACCAGGGGUGAGGGUUCCUGAGUUAUCCUUGAAAGACUGUGCUCCAGGCCUGAAAAAGAAGAAGGUUGAAGGCAGUUCCUAUGGCGAGUCCACCCGAAUCCGUUGUGAUGACUGUGGCUUCCUAGCAGAUGGACUGAGUGGACUGAAUGUUCACAUAGCCAUGAAGCAUCCCACAAAAGAGAAACACUUUCACUGCUUACUGUGUGGAAAAUCAUUCUAUACAGAAAGUAACCUUCAUCAGCAUUUGGCUAGUGCUGGUCAUAUGAGAAAUGAGCAGGCCAGUGUAGAAGAGCUUCCAGAGGGAGGGGCCACCUUUAAAUGUGUCAAGUGUACAGAGCCCUUUGAUUCUGAGCAGAAUUUAUUUCUACAUAUUAAAGGACAGCAUGAGGAAUUGCUGCGAGAGGUGAAUAAGUAUAUAGUGGAAGACACUGAGCAAAUCAACCGUGAGAGAGAGGAAAACCAGGGCAGUGUUUGCAAGUACUGUGGGAAGAUGUGCCGAAGCAGCAAUUCCAUGGCUUUUUUGGCGCACAUUCGCACGCAUACAGGAUCAAAACCAUUCAAGUGCAAGAUUUGCCAUUUUGCGACAGCUCAGCUUGGGGAUGCCAGAAACCAUGUCAAAAGGCACCUUGGGAUGAGGGAAUACAAGUGUCACGUCUGUGGGGUUGCUUUUGUAAUGAAGAAGCACUUAAAUACUCAUCUGCUAGGCAAACAUGGAGUUGGCACCCCAAAAGAAAGGAAAUUUACAUGCCACUUAUGUGACAGAAGUUUCACUGAGAAGUGGGCCCUGAACAACCACAUGAAACUCCACACAGGAGAAAAGCCAUUUAAGUGCACCUGGCCCACAUGCCAUUACUCCUUCCUCACCGCCUCUGCCAUGAAAGACCAUUACAGGACACACACAGGCGAGAAGUCGUUUCUGUGUGACCUCUGCGGCUUUGCCGGUGGGACCAGGCAUGCCCUCACCAAGCACCGCCGGCAGCACACAGGAGAAAAACCUUUCAAAUGCGAUGAGUGUAACUUCGCCUCCACCACCCAGUCCCACCUGACGCGGCACAAGCGAGUGCACACCGGAGAGAAGCCAUACAGAUGCCCCUGGUGCGAUUACAGGUCUAACUGUGCCGAAAACAUCCGCAAGCACAUCUUACACACCGGCAAGCACGAAGGCGUCAAGAUGUACAACUGCCCCAAGUGCGACUACGGCACCAACGUCCCUGUGGAGUUCCGGAACCACCUGAAGGAGCAGCACCCCGACAUUGAGAACCCUGACCUCGCCUACCUGCAUGCCGGCAUCGUGUCCAAGUCGUACGAGUGCCGCCUGAAGGGACAAGGAGCCACGUUCGUGGAGACGGACAGCCCGUUCACGGCCGCGGCGCCGGCGGAGGAGUCGGUGCGGGAGCGGCCGCGGAGCCGGGGGCGGCCGGCGCCGGCGCCCGAGCCGCUGCAGCAGCUCAUCAUCAUCCAGGGCUACGACGGCGAGCUGGCGCUCGACGCGGCGGUGGAGGAGGCGGCGGCCGCCACGCUGCAGACGCUGGCGCUGGCCGGCCAGGUGGCCCGCGUGGUGCACAUCACCGAGGACGGCCAGGUCAUCGCCGCCGGCCCGGGCGGCGCCCCCGCGGGCCCCGCGCCCCUCCUCCCGGAGCCGCUGGACGGGGCCACCCAGCUGGUGGUGGUGGGCGGCGCGGCGGACGGCGACGGCGCGGAGGACGGGCCCCGGGGCCCCCGGCCGGCGAGCACGCCGGAGCCGCCGGGCCCCGCGGAGGCCGCGAGCCCGCCGCCCGAGGCCGCCUCCGCCCUGGACGCCCUGCUGUGCGCCGUCACCGAGCUGGGCGAGGCCGAGGGCCGGGACCGGGGCGGGCCGGGCCCCAAGCAGGUGCUGAUCCAGCUGCCGCCCCCGCCGGGGGAGGACGGCGCCGGCCCCGGGCCCCCGCAGCCCCCCGAGGCGCCGGCCCCGGGGACGCGGCCCGCGGCCGUCCUCGCCUCCCAGGAGCGCGCCCAGGUGGCCCUGAAGAAGAUGGUGCGGGGCGUCCUGCAGCUGGCCGUGUGCGACCCCGCGGCGGCCGGGCAGCUGCUCCAGGACGGCGUGGCCCAGGUGCUGGUGAGCGAGGAGGGCGCGGUGCACAUGGUGACGGACGAGGGCUCCCAGCUCAUCAUGCGCGAGGCCGGGCCGCCCGCCGAGCCGGAGGGCGAGAUCUCCCAGAUCAUCGUCACCGAGGAGCUGGUGCGGGCCAUGGUGGGCGAGGCGGGCGGCGGCUUCCCCGAGGGCACCACGCACUACAUCGUGACCGAGCUGCCCGCGGCGGAGGCGGAGGCCGUGUACUCGCACGCGCUCGUGGCGGCCGGGCCCCAGGACCCGCUGCAGGCCGAGGCCGGCGUGGUCAUUUACGCCCAGGACCGCGCCCCGGCCGCGGCCCCGGCCCUGCAGAGCCAGAGAGAGCGCGGCGAGCUCCGGGAAGCGUGAGCCACCGCCCCGGGACGGGGCGGGCGGGGGCGGGCCCCGGGCCCUCCAGGCCUUGCCCGGCAAGGCCCGUGGGGGGGCACAGAACUGGACCCACGGGGCGGCACGGCCUGCCGGGACAAGGGCUCGGCUCAGCAGCAUGGGGGUCCCAGGCCGGGAGCACCCAUGGCCCUUCACUGGCGGGUCCCAGGCCUGCCCUGUACCCCGGGUCCCCCCCACCCCCCACACAGCACAGCAGAAGGUGGGGCGGGGUGCUGGGAGGAGGGAAAUGUCGCGGUGGCCCCCUGCGUGGAGCGGGCAGCCCCGUCCACACCGGAGGCCGGGCAGGAGCGGCAGCGAGGGGGUCACCUCCGAGGCAGUCCUCCCUCGCUUCUGUUUUCUUUCUUCUUUAAAACAAGCGGAGGGCAGCGGCGUCCCCAGAUCCAGGGAGCUGUCGGUCCAGUCCGCGUACGAGUUCCCCCGCCAAACGUGCUUGGGUAAAAUCCUGCGUGAAGGAAAUCUAACGCCUGCAGCUGAGAAAAGCCUCUGCACUCCCUUAAAGUAUCCCUUGGUUAAAAUACCCCGUGCUUCUCAUUUCCAUUCAGUUUUGUCAAUUCCGCACAUGAGAUGCACACUCUGGGAGCUCUCCCGCCGGUACUUUGCUUUUCAUAGCAGAUGUGUGCUCUGUCACCCUCCUCUUGGCCGAGUUCAUUUGUGGCGGGGUGGGUCAGUCUCACAGGCUGACGCUGAACGGUGACAGACAGAACCAGGGCCCCGUGUCCCUCGGCUCGCCCGCCCCCGCGCGUGGACUUCCCGCUGCUCGAUGCAAGUUUAUGUCCCCUCAUUUGUUUCUUGAUGCUAUUGCGCCUUCUUUUUGAAAACUGUAAAAUGAUCCCUUCCCUCAAAGGCAAAAGUUGGUUUUGUUCUGUUUUUCUUUGAAAUAAAAUUAUAGCAUUAAAAG